AUGUCUGACGCAAAGGCAACUGGCGCCCAGCCCAACCUCGCCGCUCUGGCGAGCAGGAACUCGCAAGCCGUCCGCCGACGCGCCGCGCAGCAGGCUGCCAACAAGCCCAACUCGCCACGAGCGGCAGGAGCGGGUGGCUCGUCGUCGACCAUGAUGCGCCUGUACACGGACGACAGCAAGGGUCUCAGCGUCGACCCCGUCGUGGUUCUGGUUCUGUCGAUUGCCUUCGUCUUCUCGGUCGUGCUCCUCCACAUCAUCGGCAAGUUCAUGAGGUGGUUCUCCAAGUAA
Moesziomyces antarcticus is the source of this 288-nucleotide messenger RNA. Its product is annotated as translocon protein. Gene Ontology annotation, biological process: intracellular protein transport. Lineage: Eukaryota; Fungi; Basidiomycota; Ustilaginomycetes; Ustilaginales; Ustilaginaceae. Bases 1 to 288 code for a protein of 95 amino acids. The record is from RefSeq and is a predicted model, not a curated record. Gene Ontology annotation, cellular component: Sec61 translocon complex. The transcript is spliced from 3 exons.